Tilletiopsis washingtonensis is the source of this 731-nucleotide messenger RNA. RefSeq lists its product as hypothetical. The transcript has a single exon. The coding region runs from base 146 to 586 and encodes 146 amino acids. Lineage: Eukaryota; Fungi; Basidiomycota; Exobasidiomycetes; Entylomatales. The record is from RefSeq and is a predicted model, not a curated record.
CGUGCCCUCGCCAUCCGCUUCGCGAGCGAGGCGAGCCUCACAGACGGCACAGCAGACUCCUUCGAAGCUGCACGCUGUCUCGAGUAACCUCGAGUCGAGUCGAGGUAUGAGAUCUCAGAGAAUACGGAGGUGCAAAAGCUAGGUCAUGUCCGAGGCCGAGAAUGGUCGAUUGCGCGGCGAAGACCCCUGUCGCUGCAGCUGUCACCAGGCCGCCGGAAUGCGCGCCUUGGGCGCCUCCCAGGCGCAACGGCCGGGUCGCAUACGUCGGCUCUGCGCUAGGGUCCAGCGAUGCGGAGGCGGCGGCGCUGCAAUGGGGACGAUACGGCGCACAGACUCAGUCAGUGCGACUUCUCACGGGCACGGACGGUCGUGCUCGAGACGAGGCAUCGCGCGGCACUGCGGACACCGCAGUCGCGCGAGACAGCGCGCAGCCUUGAAGGCAAGAUCACGGCUCCCGACCUUCUCCGUCAGGUACUCGAGCCUCGUCUGGGUACCCAUCACAAUUCUUGGCGAGAGCCUGGCUAAUAUCGCGGCUGUAAGGGCGGAGAGCUCAAGCGAGCGCAGGGGCCUGCGCAGAGGGCGGUGAGCGCGCAUUGAGGAUGGGCAAGGGCACCCUUGCAGGCUACGUUGGUCUGGCUGCAAGACGCCCGACAUCCGCGGACUGGCGAAUCUCGGGCCCAUCGCCAAGUCUCCGAGACUGAGGCUCUGGAGCACCCGUCAUAACGCCUGCA